GGAACGGAUUAACAUAUCGCUCAAGGUUUAGUAAAUUUAAAUGUAGCGCCAAGUAUUUCAGUAUUUGUUAUCGAUGUUGUAAAUCGUUAGAGAGAUCAUAUUGUAAAGCUAAAUGCGGUCACACGAAAUGGUGAAUUGUAAGCCAGAAUCUCCCGCUCAGAUUUAUUCCGAUUGGAGAGAUCAAAGAGACUGGGAGGCGAGACUGCGAAUAAAACAUCGUCGUUUGUUUAUGCUAUUGUUCUACGCUACAAGACUGGCUUUCUUGUUUCGGUGUUGGCUAAGCAACGUUAAAGGCAACUCCCAGGGGAUCUCUUUCGGUCGGCGUCAUUUCUUUUAUUCGCACUCCUUUAUCGUGCAAUGCCGACUUCACAUUCACCCCGGCGGAGCCCCCGAAUUGGACAGACGGGAGCUCCCGCAACUGCAACUACGACCACCGCGACCACAUCAGCCGGCAGUCCGAAGAAUGUGCCGGGCUUAUCGGGCGGUGAGCUGCAGCGGCCACGGACUCCAAAGCAACCGGGAUUAAUCCCAAGUGGUGCUCCAAAGCCUGAUAGAUCAGGCCAGGAUACGGACACCACAACC
Drosophila eugracilis is the source of this 582-nucleotide messenger RNA. RefSeq lists its product as uncharacterized. The transcript is spliced from 2 exons. Bases 113 to 526 code for a protein of 137 amino acids. The record is from RefSeq and is a predicted model, not a curated record. NCBI's taxonomy places the organism in Eukaryota, Metazoa, Arthropoda, Insecta, Diptera, Drosophilidae.